GUGUUCUCCACACGCACAAUUUCUAUUCUUUUUUACUACAACCGAAACCGAAACCAGAAAUGACAACCGAAACCACUUACGCGUGGACAACGAUGACGACGACGUUGGAAGCACGACCUUUGAUGGAAGUGGGCCAUUAUUGUUCUAUACUUCAUUUCAAUUUAUCUGCGAACGAAGCCAAAGCUAGAAGCACGAGACCAGCGCUUUGUGCGUUUCUCCCCAGUUUGCGCGCUCGAGGAAAGCCUGAACGCACGGAGCUUCCGUGCUCGCGCUUCCAGCUUUGCCUUCUCUCGCACAUAAGGUGAAACGAAGCAUACACCGCACGGUCUUUUCAAAUGUCAGUAAGCGUCUGUUAUGCGCUCGCGCCUGACAUGCUGGACCAAUAAGGCCGUCAUACGUGGACCUUUUGAUCCGAAUUUGAUUGUGAAGCUUCUGGGUCAGCCGGAGCGAUCAGAACCUAGACUGGAGCCAUCAUGAAGGCCGUCCUGGUACUCAUCCUGUGCUGUUUGCUCUACGAUCGCGUUCUGGGAGAUUUGGACCCGGCGGCUCAAGAGACAUCGAGGGCCGAUGUCAACCUGAAACACGCGAGUUUGGACGCUGAAGUGGAAAGUUCUACGUGCGACGCGACAACCUGCGAGAAGUCCAACGAAUCUGCCGGCACGACUCCAGAAGCUGACUCGGAUCGCUCGGCAGAGCAUGAUGACGAGACCGUCGAGGAUGAGUCCGACGAAGACGAGAAGACGGAGAAGGAUGCCGAAGACAUGGCGGAGGAAAAGGAGGAAUCUAAGGUUAUCGCCAUCGACAACGACCCUACCUUUACCGAUAUCGACUUGGUGAAGAUGAAUAUUAAACAAGACGAAGGCGUGUUCGUGCUCAAUAAUGACAACUUUGACCAAGCCGUCAACAACACACGGUUCAUGCUGCUCAACUUCUACGCGCCAUGGUGUGUGCAUUGUAAAAAUAUGGCUCCCGAGUACGCCAGGGCUGCCACCAUCCUGCGGGAGAAGAAGCCCCAAGUGUUGCUGGCCAAGAUAGACACCACCGUCCAACAGGCCCUGUCGAACCGCUUUGAUGUCAACAAGUACCCAACCCUGUUCAUCUCUCACAGGGGCAAGAUGACGGAGUACGAGGGAACCUUCUCUGCCGAAGGGCUUGUAGACUAUGUGUCGGAGAGAACCGACCCAACAUGGAAGGCGCCACCAGAAGCCACGAUUCAGCUCACAACCGAGACCUUUACCCCAACCAUCAACGCUGCCAAGAUUAUACUGGUUUACUUCUAUGCUCCAUGGUGCGGUCACUGCAGACGGAUGUCUCCGGAGUUUGAGCGUGCCGCACGCCGGCUCAAGGACUAUGGCAUCCCAUUGGCCAAGGUGGAUGCCACCAAGGAGAAGACCCUAGCCGAAGUGCAUGAGGUCAAGAGCUACCCCACGCUCCUCGUGUACCGCAAGGGCCGAAGGUUUCCUUACAACGGGCCCCGAGAGGAAACAGGCAUUGUGAAUCACAUGAAGCACCUCUCGGAAUUCCCGAGCAAAGAGGUUACGUCUCUGAAGCAGCUGAAGAAGGUCCAAGGGACCUUAGACACUACGAUCUUGGCCGUGCUCAACAAGAAGAAAGGUCCCUUCUACAAGGAGUACGAAGCUACAGCGAAUGCCCUCAGGGGGAAACACUUGUUUUUGCACACCUACUCGAACGACAUCGCAAAGCACUUCAAGGUGCCUCUGGAUUCGCUCGUCCUGAUGCACCCCGACCUGUUGCUGUCUCAAUAUGAAGAAAAGUUCUUCACGUUAAGCAAGUCCGAUGCCACCCAAGACCACAUGGUGCGCUUUGUGGACGAGCACCUCUACCCAUUGGUUGGACACCGCACUGCAGAAAACUUGUGGAAAUACAUCACCAAGUUCCCCCUGGUGGUGGUGUACUACGACGUCGACUUCAGCUUCGACAACAGGGACGACACCCAGCACAUCCGCAACAAGGUGUUGAAGGUUGCCCAGCAGUACAAGGGCCGGGUGACCUUUGCCAUCUCGAAUGAGGUGGAGUUUGAGGAUGAGCUCAAGCACCUGGCGCUGGAGGACACCGGGGCAGAGGUCAGCGCGGGCAUGUACCAGUCGGAGAACGAGCGCUACCGCAUGCCCCCCACUGACGACUUCAAGAGUGGCACGCUGCGCAACUUUGUAGAAUCUGUGCUCCAGGGCAAGCUGAAGCAGCACAUCCGGUCCGAGCUUCCGCCGAAAAAGCAGAACCCCAGGGUGCUGACGGUGGUCGGCUCCACGUUCCACUCGCUCAUCACGUCGUCGGACAAGGACACGCUCAUCAUGUUCCGCAGCCCAGACUGCCACAUGUGCAACGAGAUUGCUGAGGAGGUGGCCCAGACGGCCCUCCGGAUGGAGUGGAUGGUGCCCGGGGCAUUCCAGGCGGCCAUCAUAGACGCCACCCUCAACGACUACCCGACCACUUACAAGAUGGACGACUACCCAGCCAUUUUCUUUGUUUCGGCGGUGGACAAGCAGCACCCGAGGCCGUUCAGCGGCAUCCGAAAGGCCUUUGCCCUCAUCAAGUUUGUCAAGGAGAACCUCAGCACACCACUGCCAGAGAAGUUCAAGCUCAAACCCGAAGAAGCGGCCACAUCGGCCAAGGAUGAACUCUAGCUUGCCCAUCGCCCCCUCCAAAUCAUCCACUCACCAGACGCUAGUCACCAACAGGUGUGCAUUUUUUUCAGUCACUAUCCUCAUUCUCACAUGUGCCCGAAAUCUUGUUUUAUCUCUAUAGUGUUUUGUGACAUCUUCACCCAAGUGUUAAUGUAGGGGUCCUUAGUGUUGCAUUUUCUCGCAAUCGUGCAAAACUGACUUCCUAAAAGGGAAGCAGUGAAGUGUGUGUGUGUGUGCAUGUGUGCACGAGCAUGUGCCCAAUAAAGAGCUUAUUUUGUUUCAAA
Messenger RNA from Ixodes scapularis (black-legged tick), 2929 nucleotides. Its product is annotated as protein disulfide-isomerase A4. The record is from RefSeq and is a predicted model, not a curated record. Gene Ontology annotation, biological process: response to endoplasmic reticulum stress; protein folding. The transcript has 11 exons. Bases 474 to 2645 code for a protein of 723 amino acids. Gene Ontology annotation, cellular component: endoplasmic reticulum; cell surface. Gene Ontology annotation, molecular function: protein disulfide isomerase activity. NCBI's taxonomy places the organism in Eukaryota, Metazoa, Arthropoda, Arachnida, Ixodida, Ixodidae.